This is a messenger RNA of Rotaria sordida, 531 nucleotides long. NCBI's taxonomy places the organism in Eukaryota, Metazoa, Rotifera, Eurotatoria, Philodinida, Philodinidae. The record is from the annotation of a GenBank genome assembly.
AUGUCAUUAGAUUUAGAUCUUGAACAGUUUAAUGAACAUUUAAAUGGAACUAGUAUUGGUGUAGAUGAUGUUGAUAGUCAAGAUGCUGAUAUGACAGUAAAUAUACGACAUAAUGGACAAAAUCAAGCUGAAAGACGAGCACAUCAUAAUGCACUUGAAAGAAAACGACGUGAUCAUAUAAAAGGUAGUUUCAGUGAUUUGCGAGAUGUCAUACCAUCGUUAAAAGGUGAAAAGGCUUCUCGUGCACAUGUUCUUAAAGCAGCUACAGAAUAUAUUCGUAAUAUAAAAUCAAAAAAUCUUCUACAUCAAAAAACAAUUGAAGAACUUAAAAGACAAAAUUCUAUAGUUGAAUUACAGAUUCGUCUUCUUGAACGAGUUAAAGAAACAGGGCAAUAUACACGUCAUAUUAAUCAAAAUAAUCAUCAACAACAAGAACAAUUAACAAAAAUAGAAUUAGAAUUAAAUGGAAUUCAAACAACAAGAAAUUUAUUAACAAAUGAAAAUAAUCCAACAAUAUCAUCUCAUAUAUGA